Xiphophorus couchianus (Monterrey platyfish) is the source of this 3872-nucleotide messenger RNA. It is a transcript of the gene cep72, whose product is annotated as centrosomal protein 72. The record is from RefSeq and is a predicted model, not a curated record. The coding region runs from base 81 to 1718 and encodes 545 amino acids. Gene Ontology annotation, molecular function: protein binding. The transcript is spliced from 15 exons. Lineage: Eukaryota; Metazoa; Chordata; Actinopteri; Cyprinodontiformes; Poeciliidae.
CUAAAUCAUUUUCAUCAUUAUUUUGUCUCGCUAUAAUCGUUCCUCCGACGGUACGUGAACGCAGCAAAAGUUCGAACAGUAUGGCGGCGGUGUGUUUGACAACACUAACAGAGCAAUGGAUACGUGACAGACUUCAGUUAAAACAUCCUUUUCUUGGUGAUGUUCGGACACUGAGUCUCCCGGGGACACAUGAGGAGAAAAUCAGGCACCUUGGAAAUGCUCUGAAUAAUUUUUGCCGUCUAAAAUCUCUGGAUUUGUCUUACAAUGCCAUCGUUUCGUUGGAGGGGGUGAAGCACUUGAAGAAGCUGGAGAGGCUGAUUCUUUACUAUAACUGCGUACCAUCCCUAGAAAAAGUACAAGUGCUGUAUGGACUUCCAGUUUUAAGGGAACUGGACCUCAGGCUAAACCCUUUGACUAAAAAUUGCCCGGGCUAUCGACCACAUCUGGUGCACGCCAUGCCCAGCCUGCGAAAACUUGAUAAUUUUCCAGUCAGAGACACGGAGCGCAAAGCUGCAAUACUUGAGUUCUCCACUCAACAUCCCUCUCUGCAGCACAGCAGCUUGUCCCUGGAUGGACAGCAGGGCCUAGGCAACGAUAUUUUGUUGAAUUUUGUUGAAGCAACUACCAGAGAUCAAGGGGAAGCUGACUCUCUUUUGGAGGAGCCUAACAGAGAAGAGCAAUAUGACUUUGUGGUGCAGAGGAGUUCAACUCCAAAGAAGGAAUUGGCCAAGUCCAUCCUUCGGUAUUCCUCCACUAAAAACUCUCUUGCUGAGUCCAAAGACUCACAGAUGAACACACUACCUCAUAAUCUAAGCUCAACAUCACCGAAAGGAGCCGAAAGACCAAAAGUGUCGUUUGGUCCUGUUUUUGAGAAACACAAAACCUUGCCUGGAAAACAAAAACAAAAUGACUCGUCCAGCCUGACCAGACACAAGGCCAGGGGUCAUUUUACCGCAAAUCCUGCUCGAAGUGACCACCGUGGCUCUUCGUUUGGUGACAUUUGCCCUCCUAGUCCGCUGCUUUCUGGUUUAAACCUCGCAGAUCACUCUAACCCCGUACUAUAUCCGGCCAGGCUGACCAACUCGGGGUUUAACAAGACGGAAGGGAGAUCCGACCCACAGCCGCAAGCUGAAAAGAAAAAAAAGGGUGGUUACCGGAAACCCCUGGAGAUGCUCCUCAAUUUGGUGGACAAACACUGGCGGGGGGAGAGAUCGCUGCAUCACAACAACAGCUUCCUGUCUCAGGCGGUGCAGAUCCUCUCCAUGAUGGAGAGCAAUAUUUCCAGUCGGGAGGCUGAGGUCAGGACCUUAAGACAGGAUGUGAAUGUGCUUCGCUUUCAAGCGCUCUCACGAGAGAACGAACACAGAACAGAAGUGUGUGACCUCUCCGCCCAGCUGGAGGAAGCUCGUAGAGAGGCGGGCAAACUGAACGAGCAGCUCAGGAUCGUGUUGGAGGAAAAUGUCGCCCUGCAAAAACAACUCAUCAAGUUAGAGCGGCAGUAUCUGAAGUCGAUGAUGAAAAGUUCACCGGUUACUCAGAUCCGAGAGGCUCAGACAGAAGUGGAGGAGCUGAGGAAAGAGAUCGAGGGCCUGCGGAUAAAAGUGCAGGAGGCCGAGAAACUCCAAGAACUGUCAAACAUGCUUCAGGAAAGCCACAGGUCCCUGGUGGCUACAAAUGAAUGUUUGCUUGCUGAGCUUCGGGCAACCGCGGAACAUUAAAGCCAUAUUGAGACACGAGAAUUGCAUAUCAAAGCAGAAUUAUGCCAAGCUUCAUAUAAGCAAUAGGUCAGCCGUGUAUCCAUCUGCUUUCUAUGCUGCCGUGGAUUGAAUGCAUCAGGACUGCAGCUGCACUGUGACUUUAUUUAUAUGUCUGCCUCGGGCCCGAAGAGCCGCUCACACACGCACACUUUCCUCCUGCAAACCUUCAUACGAGACUUGGCUGAGCGCCUUAGAAGCGAGCUGAAUGUAGCCGCUGCUUUUAUCUGGAUUUUACAGGUCACUGAGCGGAUGGUGCGACCGCUGCAGAAGCAAACCCCCGAAAAGGCCAUAAAACGGAUAUAUCUUUUCUGCUUAUUUAUUUUCAGUAAUGCAAUAUAAAUCAAGUACACACUUUUAGAGGCAUUGAGAACAAGAAAAGUAGUACACUGCAUGCACUGGGGCACAAUAGUACUUGAAAAGUUUUUUUUGUUUGUUUUUUUUUUUUAGAAAAAAACAAAUAUUUCCUCCACAUUAAAGGUGCACAAUAUUUGGCAUUAAAAACACAAAGAUACUCAAGCUAACACCAAAAAGCUGCUAGUUUUGCACUCGAUGCAUGAUUCUUCAUCAGCUGAGGCUACAGGUAGUGUGUUACACACAAUAGUGUUAUGUUGGAAAAAUACUUUACACAAAAAUUGUUGUAUGCAGUUUUCCCUUGUAUCUGGUAGAGUAUUUAAGUAAACAUUAAACCCCUGCUUUCAUCAGGUAAUUACCGUGCCUUAGAUGACAGUAGCUUACACAAAAAAGGUACAGACAAAUAGGGCAGCUUUAGAGGACAGCUUACUUUGUACAAGUACAAAUACAUACAGUCAUUGCAGGCAAAUACAAGGUUUGAUCAUGAUCCCACAGUUUCAAUACUUAAUUUUAUUUAUUUAUUUUUUUAACCAAGGAAAUACUUAGGUCUGACCAGUAGUCUGUAAUCACAUCAGGCACAGCAGUUUAGGAAAAAAAAAAAAAAACCUCUGUCAUCUAUAUGCUUCUGAAUCAAAUGCAAUAUACACAACAUGCACGAGGUACAGCAAUACAGAAAAACUAAAUACGUAAAAUUCAGUGUCUUAAAUUAGGCUAAUUGGCAGAAACAGUUUAGAGUAUAUACACAACUUUAAAGCAAAUAUAUUAGAGCUACUGUGUAUAAAUCUGAUAAGGAGAUAACAUAACUAAAACGCUGAAAAUACAAUCUUGUACAACUGAGCUUAGCCAGUGGGGGAAGAUAAUCUGCUUUAAAUGCAUGUUGGUUUGUAUAUAAUUAAAUACCAAAAGAUCAGAAGAAUAAUUAUGUUUAAAAACUGUUAUUGAAAGGGCAGGUUUUUUAUUAUGUUUCAUGAAUUAUAAAGUAGAAAAGUUGUGCCAGAUUAUAAUGCCUCUAAUUUUCUUCCCUGGUCGUAGAUGUGUAGGCUAUUUAUCAAAAUUAGAGAAGCCCAGAAAGGCCAGAUGCAUAACUUUUAAAAAAAAUUGCUUAAAGUGAGAUUUUACUCUUUCUUGUAAACAAAAAUAUGACUUAAUUUGAGAUCUUUUUGAGGGUGUAAUGUUUUUCAUCUGUCUAACCAGGAUGCAAUCACUCCCUACAAGAUAUCCUUGAAAAAAUACGCACACAAUUUAAACUUGUGUUUCCAUUAUUUAAACGGCUUGAGAAACCUCCGCAUUAUUUAGUGAGUCAAUGAAAGAAACGUAAAAACUGGACACCAGACUUCCUAAACACAGAAUUGAUAAGUGCGGGUGAAAAAAAAGCACUCAAGAUGAAAUGAGGGAUUAAAGUUCUCGAAACAAACAGCAGUUAUAUCUGUGUCAAACAGAAAGUGCGCCAGUCAUCUUUAACCCGACAUCAUUCUUUCACCAGACAGGGUAAUAGAAAUAUUUCGAAUAAAAAAAGUGCAAUUUUUUUCCCCCUUUUAAUCAAAUUGUUCUGUUUUUGUUCUUGGCACUCUGUUCAUUGUGCUUGUUGAAUAUUAAGGGGCCGUAUCAUAAGAGGCUCUAGCCGUUCCUCUCAUUGGUUCUUCUCAGUGUUUGGCAGUAACUCGCUAUCAGACAGGAAUGUACCAGCUGGUGAUGACUUCGUAAAAAUACAUGUAAACAGUUUUCCAGUUCUCACACAGAGAAUAGUUUAAAAACCAUCUUUUU